GGAGGCCGAGUCCCAAUGGGUCACCAGAAAGACGGCAAUACAAGAAGUAAUCACUAACAGUUUCAUGAGAAGAAUGGCAUUGAAGCAGAUCUCCAGCAACAAGUGCUUUGGAGGGUUGCAGAAAGUGUUUGAACAUGACAGUGUUGAACUGAACUGCAAAAUGAAAUUUGCUAUCUACCUACCACCAAAGGCAGAAACUGGAAAGUGCCCUGCCCUUUAUUGGCUGUCUGGAUUAACGUGCACAGAACAAAAUUUCAUAUCAAAGUCUGGUUUUCACCAAGCUGCCUCGGAACAUGGUCUCAUUGUUAUUGCUCCAGAUACCAGUCCACGUGGCUGCAAUAUUAAAGGAGAAGAUGAGAGCUGGGACUUUGGCACUGGUGCUGGGUUUUAUGUGAACGCCACUGAAGACCCUUGGAAAGCUAAUUACAGAAUGUACUCUUAUGUAACGGAGGAGCUUCCCAAACUCAUAAAUGCCCAUUUUCCAGUGGACCCACAAAGGAUGUCUAUAUUCGGCCACUCUAUGGGAGGCCAUGGAGCUCUGAUUUGUGCUUUGAAAAAUCCUGGAAGAUACAAAUCUGUGUCAGCAUUUGCUCCAAUUUGCAAUCCAGUGCUCUGUCCUUGGGGCAAAAAGGCCUUUAGUGGAUAUUUGGGAGCGGAUCAAAGUACAUGGAAGGCUUAUGAUGCAACCCAUCUUGUGAAGUCCUACCCAGAUUCUCAGCUAGACAUAUUAAUUGAUCAAGGGAAGGAUGAUCAGUUUCUUUCAGAUGGACAGUUACUCCCUGAUAACUUCAUAGCUGCCUGUACAGAAAAGAAAAUCCCUGUUGUUUUUAGAUUACAAGAGGGUUAUGAUCAUAGCUACUACUUCAUUGCAACCUUCAUUACUGACCACAUCAAACAUCAUGCAAAAUACCUGAAUGCUUAAAAAACUUCAGACAAGAGAAUGUCAUUGGGAUUACAAAGAUUGUAAUAAAUAGAAUUGCUGAGGAAAAGAAUUCAUAAUGCCAAGAGCUUCUUUCUGUAAUUGAUUGACCUUCUGAAUAAAGAUACAGAAUCUUCUGAUUUUAA
Messenger RNA from Jaculus jaculus (lesser Egyptian jerboa), 1065 nucleotides. RefSeq names its product esterase D (gene Esd). The transcript has 9 exons. Lineage: Eukaryota; Metazoa; Chordata; Mammalia; Rodentia; Dipodidae. Gene Ontology annotation, biological process: formaldehyde catabolic process. Gene Ontology annotation, cellular component: cytosol. The coding region runs from base 65 to 922 and encodes 285 amino acids. Gene Ontology annotation, molecular function: S-formylglutathione hydrolase activity. The record is from RefSeq and is a predicted model, not a curated record.